AUGAACGACGUGAAGACGGAGCAGAACUGCCGGGAAAAGAAGAUGCUGCAGAGGCGCAGCUGUACGGUCGGCAUGGUAACCAUUAGAAAGAGCAGCGUUCCCGUCGGGACGUCGGACUCUGAUCUGCGCUGCCGGACAAACAGCCAGGUACACACACCACAAAUGACUCAGAGCUUACUGGACACCAAGACUGAGGCCUACGUGACUCUGCCCGAUGGGGAAAUCAGACCUUGCAAACUGAUGGACAGAACGCACCACGUCACAGAAAAAGUCACCCAGGUCCUCUCUCUGGGCGCUGAUGUGUUACCUGAGUACAAGCUCCAGACCCCGAGGAUCCAGAAGUGGACCAUCCUUCACUACAGUCCCUUCAAAGCGGUGUGGGACUGGGUCAUUCUGCUUUUAGUCAUUUACACCGCCAUAUUCACACCGUACUCUGCUACCUUUCUGCUGAGUGAGCAGGAGGAGGCAGCCAUGCAGAGCUGCGGUUACUCCUGCUCUCCGCUGAGCGUGGUGGAUUUCAUCGUGGACAUCAUGUUCAUUGUCGACAUUAUCAUCAACUUCAGGACCACAUACGUCAACUCCAAUGAUGAGGUGGUGAGUCAGUCGUCUCGCAUCGCCGUCCACUACUUCAAAGGCUGGUUUCUCAUCGACAUGGUGGCAGCCAUUCCCUUCGACCUUCUGAUCUCGCGCUCUGGAGAGGAAGUGGUUCGGGCCGGUGGCGAGGGAGAGACCACCACUCUGAUUGGUUUGCUGAAGACGGCUCGGCUGCUGCGGCUGGUGCGUGUGGCGAGGAAGCUGGACCGUUAUUCAGAGUACGGCGCCGCCGUCCUCUUCCUGCUCAUGUGCACGUUUGCCCUCAUCGCCCACUGGCUGGCCUGCAUCUGGUACGCCAUCGGUAACGUGGAGCGGGCCACGUCGGCCGGGAUCGGCUGGUUGGAUAACCUGGGAGACCAGCUGGGGCGGCCGUACAAUGACUCGGUGCUGGGUUCGGGUCCUUCCGUUCGGGAUAAAUACGUCACGGCUUUGUACUUCACCUUCAGCAGCCUCACCAGCGUGGGCUUCGGAAACGUCUCACCAAACACCAACUCGGAGAAGAUCUUCUCCAUCUGCAUCAUGCUGAUUGGAGCUCUCAUGUAUGCCAGUAUUUUUGGAAACGUGUCCGCCAUCAUCCAGAGGCUUUACUCCGGCACGGCCCGUUACCACGCUCAGAUGAUGAGGGUUCGAGAGUUCAUCCGCUUCCACCAGAUUCCCAAUCCUCUCCGGCAGCGGCUGGAGGAGUACUUCCAGCACGCCUGGUCCUACACCAACGGCAUCGACAUGAAUGCAGUGCUGAAAGGCUUUCCAGAGUGCCUGCAGGCAGACAUUUGUCUCCACCUCAACAGGACUCUGCUGCAGAACUGUAAAGCCUUCAAAGGAUCUACUAAGGGCUGUCUUCGGGCCCUGGCUAUGCGGUUCAAGACCACCCACGCCCCUCCAGGAGACACUCUGGUCCACGCCGGAGACCUGAUAUCGGCGCUCUACUUCAUCUCCAGAGGCUCCAUCGAGAUCCUCAGAGGAGACGUGGUGCUCGCUAUCCUGGGUAAGAACGACAUAUUUGGGGAACCCAUCAAUCUGUAUUCACUGCCUGGGAAGUCCAGCGCUGACGUCCGAGCUCUGACCUACUGCGACCUGCACAAGAUUCAAAGAGAAGAUGUGCUGGAGGUUCUGGAUAUGUAUCCUGAGUUUUGUGAACACUUCUGGUCCAACCUGGAAAUAACCUUCAACCUGAGAGAUGCCCACCCGGGAGAUCCAGAGGGAACCAGUCCCGUCCAGACCUGCAGCACCAGGGGCCGCUCCAGCUGCAAGGACGAGUCCCACAGAACAGGCGGAGACUCCGGCGUCUGUCCGCUCUGGAGCGCAGAGCCCCCCAGGACCCCCUCUCCACUCUGCCCUCCUCCUCCCCCCCGGACCUCCCACUGGCCCUCCAGCCCCACCACCCCCCCCUGCUCUCCUCCGCCUGUCGUCUCCUGGAGGCAGAAGGUGGAUUUAGGCGACCGACUGGAGGCCCUGCAGCAGCAGAUCAGCAGGCUGGAGUCUGGCAUGUCAGCGAACAUCGGGGCCAUCAUGCAGCUUCUUCAGAGUCACAUGUCCGUGGUCCCGCCUUCCUACAGCACCAUGACGUUAACCCCCACCCUCCCCUCCUCUGCGUCCCCCGGGGACCGCUCGGCUCCGCCCUCCCCCUCGGACCGAUCAGCAGACUCCGACUUCCAGCAGCUCAGAGACGAUCAAGCCUUUUUUCCCCCCGAGUCAGACACCUCCGCCUCCCGACCCCGUCAGACCCGUCAGGACCCUUCCUUCCAUCUGUCGCCCCUCGUGGCCCCCCUCAGCACCCAGACCCCCCCGCUGCCCGUCAGCCUCCAGCCGUCCUCCGCUCCGGUCUGCUCACACAGCUCCGUCUCUGUUCUGCAGGUGCACUCUGUGGUCGCCUAG
This is a messenger RNA of Salarias fasciatus (jewelled blenny), 2469 nucleotides long. Its product is annotated as potassium voltage-gated channel subfamily H member 6-like. The transcript is spliced from 17 exons. The record is from RefSeq and is a predicted model, not a curated record. Lineage: Eukaryota; Metazoa; Chordata; Actinopteri; Blenniiformes; Blenniidae. Gene Ontology annotation, biological process: membrane repolarization during cardiac muscle cell action potential; regulation of ventricular cardiac muscle cell membrane repolarization; regulation of heart rate by cardiac conduction. Gene Ontology annotation, cellular component: plasma membrane. Gene Ontology annotation, molecular function: inward rectifier potassium channel activity. The coding region runs from base 1 to 2469 and encodes 822 amino acids.